GUAGUCUCUCAGAGGUAGCAGAGGAGAGAGAGACACACACGGAGCCUGGCAACUAAUGGAUUACUCUCAGACUGUUGUGAACUACACAGCAGCCAAAUGCCAUUAACCACAAGGCAAAUUCAGUACUGACAUAUUGACACACAUUUAACUACAGCCUAUAACACCCUACAAGCUCUGAACACAUUUAGAUCACAUAACAUUUGAGACAGACAGUUCUAACACUGGUCUCUUGAUCUACAUUAGCGUAAACAGACACACUGAUUCAAUGAUCCCUCACACAAACACAGAAACAAUGGACAUGCAUGGACUUCACUGUUGAAUCAAAGGGACAAAGAUGUGAAUUGUGGUGAGGAUUUGGACACCUUUGUGAAACAUCACUGAAGAGGAUCACAAGCAAAAGCAUGGAAAGUAUCUCAGAGAAAACGGGUUGGGAUGGAUUAGGCCACUCCUCUCUGACAUCUGCGACGGCAGGAAGAAACAACCUCACUUCCUCCCUCUUCUCCGACUUCACGUCCCUCAACAGUUCUCAUGGAGGCGCAGGGUCCUACUAUUGGAUUAUCCCAGAGAACGCCUCAACCACCACACCCCAAGCCUUACCCCAGCCCAGGGUGAGGGAUCUGGGCCUGGCCCGGGCCGAGAUAGGGGUGCUGGGCCUGGUACUGGCCCUGACUACCCUGGGAAACGGCUUUGUACUGUGGGUGCUGCUUCGCAGGAGGAAACAAAACGCUCCCAUGCACCUGUUCAUGGUCAACCUGUGUCUUGCUGACCUGGUGGUGGCGCUGUUCCAGGUACUUCCCCAGCUGGUAUGGGACAUCACAGGAAGGUUCCAGGGGCCGGAUUUUCUGUGUCGCUCAGUAAAGUACCUGCAGAUCGUAGGGAUGUUCGCGUCCUCCUAUAUGAUCGUUGCCAUGACGGUAGAUCGGCACUAUGCCAUCUGCUGCCCACUACAAGCCUACCGUGGUGGGUCUGUGUCACGCUGGAACACCCCUAUCAUGACGGCCUGGGGCUUGGCCCUACUGCUCUCCAUACCACAGUUCUUCAUUUUCUCGCGGUCGGAGGUGUCUCCAGAAGAGUUUGAGUGCUGGGGUCACUUCGCUGAGCAGUGGGGGCUCAAGGCCUACAUCACCUGGAUGACCCUAGCAGUGUUCUUACUGCCAGCACUAAUCAUCACCGUCUGCCAGAUCCGGAUCUUCAGAGAGAUUCACAACAACAUCUAUCUGAAGUCAGAGAGGAUGGUGUCAGCAGAGCUCAAGAAAAACAAUGCUGUCAUCUUCCGCUUCCACAGAGUCAAAAAGGAGGACGGUAGAAUGACAAGGGAGCGGGGGAGAGGAGGAGGAGGGGGGAGAGGAGGAGGAGGAGAAGGUGGGAGAGGAGGUGGAGGAGAAGGGGGAAGAGGGGGGAGAGGAGGAGGAGGGGGAAGAGGAGUAGGAGAAGGACAGCUUCUGAAGACUAUGAACAACAACCCCUCCAGCUCCCCCUUCUCCCCCCUGUCUACAGCUGUGCCCCCAUCAGACUGCUAUGACUACCCGUCCCCCUGCCCACAGUGCAGCAGCAGUCACAAUGACCACACAGCAGCAGCAGCAGCAGCGCAGCAAAACCCCUUCAACAUCCCAGAUAACCUCCCCGUCCCCUCCAACCCUGUCCUUAGUGACCGAAGGGGCUCCAGUACAGCUGUAGUUCCCAGAUCACAUGGCUCCCAUGGCCCAGUCCCCUCUGGUGGAUGUAGUGGUGGUUCAGUGCCUCCUAACAAUGGCGGUUGCUACUGCCAUGAGUCCUACACCUCCUUCGAGCUCCCCUCCUCCGCCCGGCAUGUCCCCUCUCCACGCCCCUCCCUGGAGUACCCUCCCUCACCCCCGCCCCCCUUGGCCCUGACUCCCCCCUCCAUCUCCAAAGCCAUGUCUAAGACGGUGAGGAUGACUUUAGUGAUAGUGUUGGUGUACACAGUCUGCUGGUCCCCCUUCUUCAUCGUCCAGCUGUGGGCCGCCUGGGACCCCAACCCUCCAGACCAAGGCGUGGCGUUCACCAUCCUGAUGCUGCUGGCCAGUCUGAAUUCAUGUACCAACCCCUGGAUCUACACCUUCUUCAGCAGCUCUGUGUCCAGGGAGCUACAGGCCCUGUUACGCUGCAGACCAAGAACCCUGCGCAGGGGCUCCAUACCUGACGACUCCACCACCACACACACCUCCACCACCACACACACCUCCACCACCAAGGACAGCCUCUACUGACACACACACGUACGGUACCAGUCAAAAGUUUGGACACACCUACUCAUUCAAG
Messenger RNA from Oncorhynchus mykiss (rainbow trout), 2280 nucleotides. RefSeq names its product vasopressin V2 receptor. Gene Ontology annotation, cellular component: plasma membrane. NCBI's taxonomy places the organism in Eukaryota, Metazoa, Chordata, Actinopteri, Salmoniformes, Salmonidae. The record is from RefSeq and is a predicted model, not a curated record. Gene Ontology annotation, molecular function: vasopressin receptor activity; peptide binding. Gene Ontology annotation, biological process: positive regulation of vasoconstriction; cellular response to hormone stimulus; G protein-coupled receptor signaling pathway.